CUCGGGAGGUGUGUCCGGUGAGCUCCUUGAGCUUGACCAUGCUGGGGUACUUCCACAGGCAGAGCUGGUUCUCCGAAAAGCCGUGGGAGGAAAGCAGCUCCUUCUCGUGCUUGCUCCAGAGCAAGGAGCAAACCUGGGAGCCCGUGUCGAUCGAGUUGAGGAGGGCGCCGUUCGCGCCGUUCCAAAACUUGAUGCAUCGGUCCGCAGUCCCGCCCCCUGUUGCCAAAAUAUUUCGCUCAAAAGGGCACCAAGCCAGGGCUUUGACAGCCGCCUGGUGCUCCGCGAGUC
Molecule: messenger RNA, 288 nt
Organism: Nannochloropsis gaditana CCMP526
Exons: 1
Source: RefSeq, a predicted model, not a curated record